UAUGUAAAGUGGCCGGAGACAAUUAAAAAAAGUUGCUAGUUUGGCUGCCGACAGGCAUACGGCCAGAUUCCUUGGCCCUCAUUUGGACAGGCAGAUGUCAUAAUCCAAUAGGCAAGCAUACGAACUAUUAGCAUGCAGACGGUGGUCUUUUUUAUCAGAGUUAGAAGUGGGGUGAUUAUACAUGCGGGCAUUAGAACAGCAGACCUUGGAAAUGAGUGGACUGUAGAAGUUUUUUUUUUCUGAUACAUUUUCAGCUCCAAGACUGUCCAUCGAAAACAGAAGAAACUGCACUUCAAGACUAAUGCAAGCCUGCAAAAUCUUUUUGGCUUUACAGAAAGCAGGGAUCGGGCAGCCCUUUCCUUUCUCGACUUUUCAUAGACUUUGGUUUAGGAAACGUAGCCCCUGCCUUGCAAACCUUUCAUAGUUCCUCUGUUUUGAAGUUCCACUCCGAAAUUGCUGUUAACCUCUGGCCUUCACAGUCGGCUUAGGCGGUCUUGAGGUUCUUAUUUUGAUUUGUGUCAUUCUGUACAUAACUGCAUUUAUCUAUUUUUUGUUAAUAAUAUGGGUUUAGGUGGCCCCAACCCCCAGCCGGUUGCGUUGCAAAUCCUGAUAAAACAUCCAGUAAACGUCAUCAGUUAUUGCAAAAGAAGAGAAGAUUUUUCAUGGUCAGCUUCCAAAUGGAAUUUGAGCUGUUGAUCUUUGCAUUUCUAGAAACACCUGUUGAUCUUUACACGCUGCAUGGUGUAUAAAUGAAAUGACAAAAACGGUUUAUGUUUUCCCCGAUCUUCAAGCAAGAGUCAAGAGACCAAAUGGUGGUCAAGGACAGGUUAGCUGCUUCGUGGUCUAAUGCACCUAAAUCUCUGCUGCAAUCCUCCAUAAAUUUUAAUAUACUCCGUACAGAGAAACAGGACGUGCCUAGUAUUAGCAUUACUUUUAAGUUUCAAAGUUUUGAUUGACCCUUCUGUUUCCCAUUUUUUUCUCUCCUGUGUUUCCUUUGGGAGGCCAUCUGUCUCAGUCGGAAAAGAGCGGUGCAGGGAUAGGAUUCACAGCAUACUUUCUUUAUAAUCAGGGGGGAUCAUGGAAUCCGCUUCUGAUCGCAGAGGGGACAAACCAAGCUUCCAUUAUUUCGAAACGGUUGAAGGAACCACGUCACAAAGAAACCGCCUGGUUCAAGUCGACACGCGUUUGAGUACGUGUUAAGUUGCAGCACGGCCAUAGGCUGAACCCCUUACACACUCCCCUACUGGGCGUAACGUGUCGAAUGGCCCGUGCCAUGCAUCCCUCUUAUAUGCAGUUCCCCCAAGAGCCCCCUCUGUCGUCGUGUACCUUCUCCUGGUUCUUCCAGUUUUUCCAUAGUGGUAGUCCCAAAAGCUGAGACCUGCUUGAUCAGAGUCCGUUGAGAACUUCUGCUCUUGGUGUUGGUGACAUAAUAAAGUAGACGAAGAAGAAGAAGAAGAAGCAAGAGAAAAGGAGAUGGCUCGAACAGUUGGUAGGAAUUUGGCGGCACCCCUGCUCUUCCUCAACUUCGCUAUGUAUCUGGUGGUAAUGGGGUUUGCUAGUUGGAACCUCAACAAAUACAUCAAUGGCCAGACUCACUACCCUGGUGUUGCUGGGAACGGUGCGACCAUAUUCUUCCUGAUAUUUGCCAUACUGGCAUCUGUGGUUGGCAUUGCCUCGAAGGUUUUAGGAGGGCACCAUAUAAGGUACUGGAGGAAUGACAGCCUUGCUGCUGCCGCUGCCUCUGCCGUUGUUGCUUGGGCCGUCACUGCCCUUGCCUUUGGAUUGGCAUGCAAGGAGAUUCAUCUAGGACUCAACAGGGGUUGGAGGCUAAGGGUUCUGGAGGCUUUCAUAAUCAUACUGACCUUUACCCAGCUGCUGUAUCUGAUGCUCCUCCAUGCUGGUCUUCUGAGCAGCAAAUAUGGUCCUGGUUACAGAGAUCCUGACUACCCUGCUGGAUCAACUGAACCUGCAGCGCCUAAAGGGGGUGGUCUCACAGGAGGGAGAAUCUAGAUGGCUUCAUGCAGAAAAGAAAUAUGCUGCACUUGUUCCUGAGUUUUAUUUGUAGUGCUCUUUCUCUCUCUCAUCCUCCAUUUUUAUGUAAAGUUUGGAGUGAUGCUGUUUGCACAUGUUGGGACCAUGUUUUAGGUGGUGUAUAGCAUUUGCGGACUCGUAGUCUCGUAGGGUUAUCUUGUUUUAUCUGUUCUUCUUCCAAGUAUGAGCCCUGUACCUGAAGUUUCUUAGUAAGACAUGUUUUGCUUUAGUAUCUACAUGUU
Nymphaea colorata (pocket water lily) is the source of this 2273-nucleotide messenger RNA. Its product is annotated as membrane protein PM19L. The coding region runs from base 1474 to 2010 and encodes 178 amino acids. The transcript has 3 exons. Lineage: Eukaryota; Viridiplantae; Streptophyta; Magnoliopsida; Nymphaeales; Nymphaeaceae. The record is from RefSeq and is a predicted model, not a curated record.